AUGCUUAAGGUACAUAGGAUAAUACUUUUGGAUGAACAGGAACUUAUUAGAGAAAUUCAGGAUGUGACAAAAGGUCAAGAAGUAUUAAAUUCCGUUUUCAAACAUUUAAACCUUCUCGAAACUGCUUAUUUCGGAUUAAGAUACGUGGAUUCAUCAAAUCAAACCCAUUGGUUGGAUGGGACAAAAGGUGUCGUCAAACAAUUAAAAGGAUCCGAUCCGUUUUCAUUAUAUUUCGGUGUUAAAUUUUAUGCUGCUGAUCCAUGUAAAUUAUUAGAAGAAAUCACGAGGUAUCAGUUUUUUCUUCAGGUAAAACAGGAUAUUUUACAGGGCAGGUUACCGGUAUCAUUUGAAACGGCCGCCGAAUUGGGAGCAUAUGCAGUUCAAUCGGAAAUCGGUGAUUACGAUCCGAAAAGGCAUUCGAAAGGAUACGUGUCAGAAUUUCGAUUUACUUCGAAUCAAACGGCCGAAUUGGAAGCGAGAAUAGAAGAACGACAUAAAGAUUUGGCAGGAUUAAUGCCGGCAGCUGCAGAAUUUAGUUAUUUGGAAAAAGUAAAAUGGUUGGAAAUGUACGGAGUCGAUCUUCAUCCCGUUUUGGGAGAAGAUAACGUGGAAUAUUUUUUAGGAUUAACACCGAGUGGAAUAAUUGUUUUAAGAUAUAAGAAUAAAGUCGGACAUUAUUUUUGGCCAAGAAUUUCAAAAAUAUAUUUUAAAGGAAAAUAUUUUAUGAUUAAAAUAUGCGGUAGAAACAAUGAAGAAAACACUUACGGUUUUGAAACACCGUCAAAAUCCGCGUGUAAACACCUUUGGAAAAGUUGCGUCGAACAUCAUGCUUUUUUUAGACUUUUACAAGUUUCUCCAACUGCGACCGAUAUAUUUUCAUUAGGAUCUAAAUUCAGGUACAGCGGAAGGACGGAAAAGCAAGCUCAAGCUGACGUGCAAAUGCAAUUACGUACUCCACCUCAUUUUUUAAGAACUUCUAGUCGGCGAUACCAGAGGCGACAAUUUGAUAAUUCAGAAGUUCCCACGAUCGUGCAGAGAGAAAAUAAAAAUCAAAAUAAUUUAAAGAAUGUAUCGGUACCCCAACCAAUUAAUUCAGUUUAUCGUUCAAUGACGAAUUUACCCGUUGGAAACUAUGGCAAUGAUCCACCGGAAUCACCUCACAGUACAAGAAGUGCACCAUGGUCAACUUCCGGUCGUAGCAGAGGAUUAUAUAAUGUUAGCCCAAAAUCAAUUAAAAAUCAAAGAAGUUGUAGUUCGAUUCAAAACUUGCAAAAAACUUCGAUUCGAUCUUCGAGCGUCGACAGUCAAAGUUCUAACGAUUCAAGAUGUUGUAAAAGACACAAGAGACACAGAAGUAGAAGAUCUUCUGAUAACGACAGCGAAUUAUCCAAAUGUUCGAGUAGAUCUCACCGUAGGCAUAAAUCUGGAAACGAUUCUGAUGGAGGAAGAAAUCAUAAACAUAAACGUAAAAAUCGGAGUUCGAAUAGAAGUUCCAGAUAUGAUUUGGUUGAUUCGGAACCUCAAUGGCUUGAAGUUCAAAAAAGACAAGCAGAAGGAAACACUGGAGUCCAACAAGCUACUGUAAUUAAUAAUAUAAGUAGAACUUCAGGGUAUUUAAAUAGUGGAAUGGAAACAGAAUCAGAAAAAUCAUACAGAUAUAAAAGAAAACAGCAUAAAAAGCAUAGGUCUAGGUCGAGAUCACCUUCAGAUUUUAUUAAGGGAAGAUUACCGGAUGAAGUUAAAAAACAUUUAGAAUUUAAAUUAAUCGAUACUGAAGGUAUGACUGAAACACAAUUAAGAGACAUACCAUAUAAAGUAGUUGAGACUAAUUCUAAAGGGAAAACUCAUAGAAAACAAUCAUCACCGAGUGGAAAAAGAAAGCAUUACAUAAAAAAUUAUGACAGAGAUUUAAAACCACAAACAUUGACUGAAGAUAAAACAGAAAUCAGUAUUCAACAGAAUUCAAUUUUAGAAAGAAGCUAUCAUAUUUGCUAA
Pediculus humanus corporis (human body louse) is the source of this 1995-nucleotide messenger RNA. Its product is annotated as 4.1 G protein, putative. Bases 1 to 1995 code for a protein of 664 amino acids. The transcript is spliced from 18 exons. Gene Ontology annotation, cellular component: cytoskeleton. Lineage: Eukaryota; Metazoa; Arthropoda; Insecta; Psocodea; Pediculidae. The record is from RefSeq and is a predicted model, not a curated record.